Erythranthe guttata (spotted monkey flower) is the source of this 634-nucleotide messenger RNA. NCBI's taxonomy places the organism in Eukaryota, Viridiplantae, Streptophyta, Magnoliopsida, Lamiales, Phrymaceae. The record is from RefSeq and is a predicted model, not a curated record.
UAAAAAUAAAAAUAAAAAUGGCGUCUUGCUCCUUCCCCUUUCCCACUACAGUAAACCACCACCACCACCACCACCACCUCGCUCCGCCGCCGAAUACCAAUUUUAUUAUGUCCAGCACAGCCAGAGAAUCCAACACCUCCUGCUAUUCCUUUCCGUCUACAACUAAUCUCCACCGUUCAUUUUCCAUCAAACGCAAUUCCUGGUCGGGCCGUUGCCACGCCGCCACCGGUCCGCAGUCGGAGCCUCCACCGGAGAAAAACCCGCCUCCGCCUUCAGGUAUAACAGCACCAUUCUCCAGAUUUCAAGAUAGUAUGCAGAUUUUCCUUGCUGUUCUAUUUUGGAUGUCUCUUUUCUUCUGGUCUUGUGCAUGGGACGGUGGAAAUGGUGGCCGACCAAAUAACGGAUCUCGAUUUAGGAAAUGAAUUCAUUUUUUUUUUUUUUUAAUUUAAUUUUUUUACAUGCUGUAGAUAGAUCUUAUACAAGAUAGUAUAUAGCAGGAAGAACAAAUUUGAGAUCGUAAUCAUCACAUUAUACAAAUGUAUUUGUUAGUAACUUCAGCCGCGUGGCUAUACGUUAUGUUCCUGUAAACUUUUAAUCUUUCAUUGUUUGUUUCGGUUCACGCGAAUGUGUUGUU